CAUCGGUGGCACCAUUGGCACUGGUCUCUUCGUCGGUGCCGGCCAGGCUCUCGCCCGUGCUGGCCCAGCCAAUCUCUUCAUGGCCUACAGCAUCAUCUGCUUCUUCGUCUACGGAAUCGUCACCGGUGUCGCCGAGGUUGCCGCGUACCUCCCUCUUCCCGGCGCCUCCAUGUCAUCCCACGGUACCCGGUUUGUCUCUAAGAGCUUGGGAUUCGCCAUGGGUUGGCUCUACUGGUACUCAUUCGGAAUCCUCGUCGCCUAUGAGAUCACCGCUGCAUCUCUCGUCAUCAACUACUGGCCUAAUAACAUCCAUAUUGCGGUUUGGAUCACGAUUAUGCUGGUUGUUAUUCUUGCCCUUAACUUCUCGCCAGUGAAGUGGUAUGCCGAAUCUGAAUUUUGGUUCGCUUCUCUGAAAGUCCUUAUGAUCAUCGGUCUCCUUCUCUUGGCCUUUAUCUUGGCUGUUGGUGGAGGCCCUGAUGGGAAGAAGAUCGGUUUCUCUUAUUGGAACGACCCCGGAGCAAUGAACGAAUAUCUCGUCACAGGGGCGCGCGGCCGAUUCUGCGCCUUUAUCUAUGCUCUGACCUUUUCCAUGUUCUCGUUCAACUUUGGACCCGAGCUGAUUGUCCUCACCUCCGGCGAGAUGAGAGCCCCCAGAAAGAACCUCCCCACUGCCGCCAAAAACUUCGUCUGGAGACUGAUUGUCUUCUACUCGCUCGGUGCUCUCGCCAUCAGUGUCAUCUGCCGAAGCGAUGCUCCAGGCCUGACCGACGGCGGCUAUGGAGCUGCUGCAUCCCCGUGGGUCAUCGCCAUCAAGGACAGUGGCAUCAAGAUUCUGGAUUCCAUCAUCAACGCCGGUAUUAUUCUCUCUGCUUGGUCAUCUGGCAACUCCUUCCUCUACAUGUCCAGCCGGUCGCUCUACUCAAUGGCAAAGUCAGGCAACGCUCCCGCUAUUUUCGCCCGCUGCAAUCGCUAUGGCGUUCCGGUUUACGCAACUCUUGCCAGUGCGCUCUUCGGACCCCUAGCCUAUAUGAAUGUCGGAAGCUCGACGAGCGAAGUCUUCAACUGGUUCAUCAACUUGACCAACACUGCUGGAUUCACAUCUUGGAUCUGCUGUUGCAUCAUUCUGUUGAGGUUCCGCAAGGCCUGCAAGGCUCAGGGUGUCACGGAUAUUCCCUUCCAGUCUAUUCUGCAACCAUGGGCGUCGUAUAUCUGCAUUGUCUUUUUCGCCUGCCUGCUUGGUCUCAACGGCUUCAGCGUCUUCUUCCCUGGUCAAUGGUCUGUUUCGUCCUUCCUGACGUCUUACAUUGGUCUCCCCAUCUUCCUCGUCAUUUAUGGAGCUCACCGUGUUUGCCACUGGAAUGAGGGUUGGAUUAUUGCGCCGAGCGAUGUUGACUUGCAUACCGGGUUGGAUGCCAUCAAGGCCCUUGAAGAGGUCGAGGCUGAACAGGAGUAUCCUGAGAAGGGCGGGGUGAAAGGAAAGGCUUGGAGGGUCGUCAAGUCCAUAUGGGAAUAGAGCAGCAUUCGAGCCUCAAUCCCAGAUCUAUAGAAAUAGAACAUUAGGACAGCCAAAGACCUAGAUUCGAAAUCGUCCUCGUUUGAUAUGAACCAAGACUUAUCUUCGAUUUGUUUUGUGAAAUGAUUGCUAGGUAAAGACGACCGCGCAGAAUAAUGAGACGAACAGAAGUUGUUGUUAUUGGACAACUUGUGACAUUCUCGAAAAACAAUUCCUGAAUUAGUUGUGAAGCUGUACCAAUCUUACGCGGGGUUUAACACUCCGUAUCUCGGCGAAAUGAGCCGUCUUGCCGUACGAACGCACUUGUGGGCACUCGGACUUGCUGUGCA
Molecule: messenger RNA, 1842 nt
Organism: Ilyonectria robusta
Lineage: Eukaryota; Fungi; Ascomycota; Sordariomycetes; Hypocreales; Nectriaceae
Product: amino acid permease/ SLC12A domain-containing protein
Exons: 1
Coding region: 80-1513 (477 amino acids)
Biological process (GO): amino acid transmembrane transport
Cellular component (GO): membrane
Molecular function (GO): amino acid transmembrane transporter activity
Source: RefSeq, a predicted model, not a curated record